CGUGAAUAAUCGGUGUUUUCGAAGCCCUCAGCUAUAGGUAUAAAAAGUGGCAAUAAGCGACGCAGAAAAUCAUUCGACGGAGACCAGUCUACCAGUAAUGUUCGCAGUCGUCGUAGUCUUGCAGUUUGUGCUCUGCUCGUGCGCAAAAAAAGAAAGCAUCGUGUAUCCAAGUCUCUUGGAAGAAAGAAAGGCUGGGACAAAUUUGGUUCUCAAGGUGAACGACGAUAUAACGCUCAAUCUCGAGAGAAGCUCGGCGCUGGCCGACCAACUUGUCUUUGUUACGAGCGCUAAGGAAAGACACCAUGUGGAAAGGGUAAACACGUCCUAUAUUCAAAAGAGUCUUUACCACGACACGCAUCGCCAGUCUUCUGUGAUGGUACGCAAUGUCGAAGGAGCAGUGGAAGUCGAAGGUAUCCUUGGUACCGAGCUGAGAAUCAAGCCAUUACGAGAAGGGCAACGCUUUCUGGAAGGGCGAAUACCACACAUCGUAUACGAAGUAGAAAAAAAAGCAGAUUAUGCAAUGAUGGGUGUGGAUGCCCCACCGGAACUAGAAAGUAGACAAGGCAGAAGGAGAAAGACAACAACCAGCAACAAAACCAAAAAGCACGACGCAAGGAAGCCACAUGCGAAGGGAGACGCGUUUGUUGUGGAAAUUCAUGUGAUCUCUGACAAAGCACACCAACAAAGCUUUAGGAAAAACGAAGAGCUUAUUGGAUACAUUGCAGUGAUGACAAAUGCUGUCAAUUUAAGAUUUCUCGACAUGGUCAAACCGAAGGUCAGUUUUAUCCUCGUCGGAAUAACAAGGAGCGAAGAUGACCCCUUCGCGAAGCACAUCAAAGGAGGAUACUUGGAAGCGGGACCAACGUUGGAGGGGCUCGGCAAAUAUAAGGCCGAGGGACGAGUGCCCGGGAACCCUGACGUCCUGUUCAUGGUGACCGGGCUCGACAUGGUCAGGAUGCAAGACGGAGAGAUGCACAAAGGCGUUGCUGGGCUUGCAUUCAUUGGCACAGUCUGCAAAAAGAACAACAUUGGCGAGAGUGAAGACACCGCCACCACCUACUCGGGAAUUCACGCGAUGGCCCACGAGCUCUGUCACGUGAUGGGAUCACCACACGAUACGACACCCGAAUGUCCUUGGGAAGAAGGAUACCUGAUGAGUUACGUGGACGGAGGACUAAAAAACUUCCGCCUCUCUCCUUGCAGCGAAAAGUUGAUACGCGGCGUCUAUAAGAAGCUUCCGCCAGAAUGUGUAGACGUGUCGACAGAGACAAACUACAUGAGUAAGCACAAGAAAUAUCCUGGUCAAACAGUGCGCGAGGUGCAUAUAUGCAAAAAGCGGUUCAACAAGCCUGGCAAGAAAUGGUUUACGAGAAGGAACUUCCAGCUUAACAAGGAAUGUAAAAUGAACUGCUGCUACACAGAACAAUAUAGAACCACUUGCUGGAAAGUAAAACUUCUGGCAGGUAUGUCGUGCGGCGAAGGAAAGACAUGCAAGAGAGGGGUUUGUGGAGCGCACAAAUAUCCGUAAUUAACAAAAAUUUGCUCUUAAUUUCCCUGGGACUCUUCGAAGACCGCGUCACUGCGGUUUGUUUGCUAAGCAAUAAAUUCCUUUAACUGA
Messenger RNA from Rhipicephalus sanguineus (brown dog tick), 1618 nucleotides. RefSeq names its product venom metalloproteinase antarease-like TtrivMP_A. NCBI's taxonomy places the organism in Eukaryota, Metazoa, Arthropoda, Arachnida, Ixodida, Ixodidae. The transcript is spliced from 14 exons. Gene Ontology annotation, molecular function: metalloendopeptidase activity. The record is from RefSeq and is a predicted model, not a curated record. Gene Ontology annotation, biological process: membrane protein ectodomain proteolysis. The coding region runs from base 98 to 1528 and encodes 476 amino acids.